AUGCUUGAUGAAUUUGAGCAUCAGCCCAAAUCCAGCCAUGUGAAGUCAUUUUUGGCUGGUGGAUUUGGUGGCAUGUGUACAGUUAUUACCGGACAUCCUUUUGAUACUAUAAAGGUUCGUUUGCAGACGAUGCCGCAUGCUGGACCUAAUCAAAUCCCCCUAUAUCGGGACGCUUUUGAUUGCGCUUGCAAAACCGUUACAAAUGAGGGCAUUCGUGGUCUUUACAAGGGAAUGCUUGCUCCCUUAAUCGGUGCUAUGCCACUCUUUGCUGUUUGCUUCCUUGGUUUCAAUGUUGGAAAAAGUGUUUUCGCAAAAGAUGUUAACAAGAUCAGCAAACCUGAACUAUUUUGCGCUGGCAUGUUUUCUGGCGUAUUCACUACUAUUUUGAUGGCUCCAGGGGAGCGUAUAAAAUGCCUGCUGCAGAUUCAAACCAAAGAUGCUCAUAUUAAAUAUCACGGUCCACUGGAUGUUAUUAAACAGCUGUACAGAGAAGGUGGAAUUCGUAGUAUUUACAAGGGAAGUGUUGCAACGCUUCUAAGAGAUGUUCCUGCUUCCGGCAUGUUCUUUUUGAGUUACGAAUGGAUCAAAGAAAUUUUCGGGCCCGGAAAUAUGGCUGCUCAUCACACUUUAUUUGCUGGUGGGAUGGCUGGUAUUUUUAAUUGGCUGGUCGCUAUUCCUCCAGAUGUUUUAAAGUCUCGUCUUCAAACAGGUUGGUAUAUUUUUAUUUUAAAUUUCAUUGACUUUAUUAACAAGCUAUUCCCAAAGCACAUAAUCGUCUUGAUCGGUUUGAGAGUAAUAAUAGAAAAGCGAUAG
Messenger RNA from Rodentolepis nana, 813 nucleotides. NCBI's taxonomy places the organism in Eukaryota, Metazoa, Platyhelminthes, Cestoda, Cyclophyllidea, Hymenolepididae. The record is from the annotation of a GenBank genome assembly.